GAACUCCGCCUUCGUCCGCCCACCGCUAACGCGCCGCCGGUCAAGUCAGAUAGUCCCACUCCCCAGACCGGGUUCAACCGCAUCCGAGACGCACUAAUUUGAUGUACAACUGUGCUUACGCUUCACCAAAACACUUCCACCAAAAUAAAACUUCUGAGAAUAUCUCAAUAGUGUUAGAUUUUAUUUUGUAAAUUGAUUUAAAAUUAGUGAAACAUUACAUAAAGUGUACGUGGAACAAACAAGUGAAACUUGUGAAAGUGAACUUUCUAUUAAAGAGCGUUACUGCGAUGAGGUCCUUCGUGAGCACUUACACCAUACAUGAAUCCAAGUAAAAAGGUAAUGGUAGGUGAGAUACCAAAGCUGUGUUUGCUGGUUGCAACACUGGCUGUAGGCUCGGCGGCAGGGGCGUGCGAGCGCGGGCGCACCUGGUGGGACCGGGAGCGAGGAGUCUGUGUCAACUGCACGCGAUGCGAGCCCUUGCGCCUGGCCGUCAAAGUGCCCUGCGAACUCCACAGGGACACCAUCUGCCAACCUCUCCAUGAAAUAAACAUCUUCGACAUCUCUACCACAGACAAUGAACCUAGUGACAAGUUUAGUGAAAUCGAAUACUACGAAGAUUACACGAACUACUACGGUGAAGUGAGUGAGGACGAAAGUGAGAAGUGGAACUUGCAGACGACGACAUUGUCCCUAGCGAUAUGCGGUUGUGUUUUGUUCUUUGUGGUGGUGCUGUACUCGAUGUUUCAUCAUUCAAAGCAAUGGAAGGUGCUGAAGCAGGCUUUGAAAACUGAUGUUCAAGACUUGUCAGCGAAGCUAAAACUCAUGGAGGCGGGCGAGACCCCGGCAGAGCCAGUGGUGCCCGCAGACCACCACAUCUACUGCAACAUUCACGUCGGUCCAGCUUCGAACAAAAAAGGCCUGGGCAACGUCUACACGCAAGAAAUCCACUCUACUUGAUUAUUACCACCGAAUAAGAUUGUACAAAUAAAUAUAAUUUUUAAAAUGCUUAUGAACCUC
This is a messenger RNA of Hyposmocoma kahamanoa, 1017 nucleotides long. It is a transcript of the gene wgn, whose product is annotated as tumor necrosis factor receptor superfamily member wengen. The record is from RefSeq and is a predicted model, not a curated record. Bases 319 to 957 code for a protein of 212 amino acids. The transcript has 4 exons. NCBI's taxonomy places the organism in Eukaryota, Metazoa, Arthropoda, Insecta, Lepidoptera, Cosmopterigidae. Gene Ontology annotation, molecular function: protein binding.